This is a messenger RNA of Exophiala dermatitidis NIH/UT8656, 3904 nucleotides long. RefSeq lists its product as uncharacterized. The record is from RefSeq and is a predicted model, not a curated record. The transcript has 3 exons. NCBI's taxonomy places the organism in Eukaryota, Fungi, Ascomycota, Eurotiomycetes, Chaetothyriales, Herpotrichiellaceae. Gene Ontology annotation, biological process: DNA-templated transcription; positive regulation of transcription by RNA polymerase II. Bases 481 to 2925 code for a protein of 814 amino acids. Gene Ontology annotation, molecular function: sequence-specific DNA binding; zinc ion binding; DNA-binding transcription factor activity, RNA polymerase II-specific.
GUCGUAGCCGCCCACCGGACCUGCUCAUCCAAGCGUGGGUUCGUCCGUGACACUGGCAGUGUCUGUGGGCCAAACUCUCGUGGUCCUCCGCUUCUAGACCUGCACAUCAAGUUUGCCUCUGCGGGUGUCAAAUGAUCCAUAAUUUAUUGUCCUUGAUUGAAGGUCGUACGGGGCAUUCUUCCAGUUUAUCUGAUCGCGUUGGCUGUUAGCCAUUGUACAGUCCUAGUCGCCGGUGACAGGCUUGCUGUUAUUACGGCUGCACGCAAUCCUGAUCCUGCCGGGCUGUUCAUCUGUGUGCCGUUCAAGUUCACGAUCCAAUGGCCCCCAGCCUUCAGGCAGCCCAGAUGCACAACGGUUAUGCUCGCAUUUCUCCUCGGCUUUGGUGAACCCGGCGCAAAUCAUGAAGAAAGAACGUUAGGAUUUCACGGCACAUCUAGGACUGAGCGCACGAAUACACUGCCUGCCUCUCGUUAGGUAUUGAUGGCAGAGGGGCAAAAUGCGGUCAUGGCUGACUCGCCAGAGACGGCGAGAUCGAGGGACAAAGUUCAUCACACCGUGACUGCCUGCGUGCGGUGCAGGCAGCGUAAAACUAGAUGUGACCCUGCCUUGCCUCGGUGCGGACCCUGCGAGAGAAGCAAUGCCCAUUGCGAGUACUACGAUUCGGUCAAGAACAGAACAAUACCCCGGGCGUAUAUCACUUCCUUGCAAGAUACCGUCCGCAGACUCAACGAAGAACUAAAGGUGUUGGACAAUGAGCAGGACGACGAACCUGACCACGAGGCCAUGGCGCGGGCUGCCGGCCUGGUCAAAUUCAGUGAGAACGACGACUGUCGCUUUCUGGGGCCGUCCAGCGGGAUUGCCAUCACGCGCUUUGUCAUGGAGUUCGCAAAGCAGAACUCGGCCAAGAGAACAAUCCAAGACGUCGUGCCACAUCAUGCCGCGCAAGAGAUCAAGCAGAAAUUCGAUGCCGAGAGUGGUAAGCCGACCUCCAAGGUAUACCCUCUGAUCAGCUCCGUUGCCGCGCCGGACCUACCAAACCGUGAACUCAUGGAUCGCUUGGUCGAGAUUUACAUGGUCAAGGCUCAAUACAUGCUCCCUUUGCUGCACGAGCCCUCUUUUCGUUCUGAACUGCAGGCAGUCUACGAGGGCUCCACGGAUGUGACGCUCAACUUUCAAGUGCGCAUGGUAAUCGCCAUCAGUAUGCAGAAACUUGACACGCAAUACGCCGGUCUUGCUGACAGCUACUAUCUGGCUGCCUUGCCGUUUCUGACCGGAGCAGUGCAAAAGAUGGAUUUGUCGACGUUGCAAUGUUUCGCCCUCAUUGCUCAGUAUUCACUUCUCACGCCGACAAGGACGGCAGCAUAUUGGGUUGUGGGAAUCGCCGCAAAGCUAUGUCAGGAACUAGGACUGUGUGAAGAAGAGACAAUUCUUAAGCCGCCUUCAGGGCCUCGCCCGAAUCAUCUCGAAGUCGACAUGCGACGACGGUUGUUUUGGAUCAUCACAUCGAUGGAAUACGGCCUGGCUCACAGCCUCGGAAGGCCAAGUGCAUUCGGCGUCACGGUGGACAACAUCAACGUCAAUUUCUUCGAGCUUUGCGAUGAUCGAUUUAUUACUCCGGAUGGACUGCUUCCAGGACAUCAUCCGAUCAUGAAGAAAUGCAUAUCAAUUCAUUUCUUCAAGAUGCGGCUCCUACAGGCCGAGAUUAGGCGGACGUUGUACCUCCGAAAGCGCGAAACUCCAACUUCGGACAAGGACCCUUGGUUUAGUAUGAUGCUGAAAAAGAUCGACGACUGGGUCCGGGAUUGCCCCAAGAAUGACGAAGGCUCAGGGCUGAGCGAGAGUUGGUUCAUCGGCCGCAAAAACACCAUGAUAGUAUUCAUGUACCGGCCCUCGCCGCAGAUUCCCAUUCCGUCCUUCGAAGCGGCCCAGCGAUGCUACGCUGCAGCGGUCUUCAACAUUCAAUUACAAAAACGCCAGGUCGAAGCACGUCUAAUCGAUAUUACCUGGAUUUUCACCCAGGCCAUUUUCAUGGCCCUGAACACCGUCCUCUGGAGUCUAUCGUACCCAGGAAUUCGUCAGCAGCACCCGAUCGAGGAAGUCCAGUUGCACAUUCAAGACGCGUUGAAGGCGAUCGAUCUAUGUGCCGACCGAUGGCCUGGAGUCCGAUCCGCGCAGCAACUGUACGAAAACCUUGUGUCUGGAUGUCUCAAGGCUUACGAGGUGGACAAACUCGCCGUAUCCCAAUCCCCACAGUCUGACUACGUCUCAUCAUCGACCAAUACUCAGGAUGUGAGUUCGUCCGCAACAACGUCACAAUUCGACAAUAGCCCUGCGAGCACUACCAAUACCUCACUCUAUGGCGCCCAGUCACCGCAAUCGGUCCACAGUGCACACACCACUGCUGGUCACCGCCAUACAUUCAAGAACGCGGCAACUGGCUACGUCGAUUACCACCACCACCCUCAGUCAUACCAGUCUGGACCUCCCACAUCCAGCCAAUCACAUCAGCUUAGUCCAUCGUACGCGACGGCCACCAGCACUGGCACCUCUCCGAUCCCACGUGGAACAUCGGAACACAUGCAAUCUCUCCAUUACAGUCUCCCUGGAUUCGACCCUUACAGUAUGGCCGCAGAUGCAUCGGGCGGUCUCUGGAGUAGUACUGCUGCGCCAGCUAUGCCUGGCAUCAUCCCCGGCAUCACCACGCAUUCACCAGAUAUGAAUUAUGAGGAACUUCCCUACUUGGCGCCAUUUGGCGAGGAGUAUUCGCGAUAUAUGCAGCAAUCGUACCCGUCGACGUAUCAGAUGCAGUCUCUGAGUCAACAGCAGCAGAUGGAACUCAUGGAGUCUCUGGAGCAGAGCCAGCUGCCGGAUGUCUCGAAUCUUGUGAGCGAUGCCACGACAUUUUAUUCCGCCCAACUGCCCUGAAAGGAAAGACAAAAGCGAGCGAGCAGCACAUUGCAGUUCGUCUUCGAGUUCUCUUCCGUCUAGAAAGACGGAGUGGACUCCGCACGAGGCUGGCUGUGUCCAGCUUAUGCUUAUCCUGCCAGGAUCAUCCCUCAACAGUCAGUCACUAUACAGUGGUAGUCUUUCCACUGGCCGAAGACUAUGGGUGGACCGUGUUAGAUCAGCCGCUAUGUUACCUCAAACAAGACAACGGAAUUGGCCACAUUCCGUGGCGCCGCGGUUCAGAAUCUGAGGCAGGCUAGACCGUACUCGAUGAGUUUGCGGCUGCCACUGCCAUGCCAGGACCCCCUGGCAAAGCACACACACUGAAGGCAACCUCAGCUGCUAACGGCAUAAACUUACCCUAUCCAUGCAGCUCAUCCCGACCCUUCAAUGGGUUACGCGUGCCCCUAGGAUCCACACAUCCUCGUUGGCAGUACUACAAAUAUCUUGGUGGUCCAUGCCGACAUCUUACCAGAAGACCUACCGCUAUUCGGAAUUGGUUGCAAACGCACGGAAUCUGGAACUCGGCGUCAAGAGUGUUGGUGUAGUCUCAUAGAGAGCCAGAGCCACAACGAAACUGGUCAGGACAGAAAAGAGAGAGAGAGAGAGGGAGGGAGGGAGGGAGGGAGGGAGGGAGAGAGAGAGGGAGCAGUAACGCGCGUCUCGAGAACGAGUCGCCUAAAAGAGGAGACGAUUGCAAUGGUUACUGGCGCGGGCGCCGCCCUCCUCGUAUACCUCAGCUGUAUAUACAGUACCAAGAUGAUCAACUUUAAGGUCUAGAAUACUCUGGAGGAAAAAGUAAAGUCAUUUUCGGCCGUACCAGUACCACCGGACGAGUCCCAACCCUGGCGUGACAGUUCGUGUCCCCUCUAGUUUACGUACCUACUGGUAGGUAGUGAAAGCAUCCUCAAGUGAAAUACCUAAGAAGGCACCAAGUACAGUACUGUACCCGUACCGG